AUGGCGGCAGACGAUUGCCCCUCCUCAACGGGUCGCCUUUUUGUAACCGACCGCAGCUCGAACACCCAGUUCUUGGUGGAUACAGGCAGUGACCUUUGCAUCUACCCUCGUUCUGCACUUCGAGAGCGUCGAACCAAGACAGAUUACCAAUUGAGCGCCGCGAAUGGAUCGGUAAUUGACACGUUUGGCUUUAUAGAGCUUAAUUUAAAUUUAGGCUUAAGACGUAGUUUUGCUUGGCGAUUCAUUGUUGCUAAUGUUACCAAACCUAUUAUAGGUGUUGACUUUCUUAGUUUUUAUAAUUUAAUUGUAGAUUGCCGCAAUCAACGCCUUAUUGACAAUACUACUACAUUGUCGUCAAUUGCUUCUUUCGCUAAAGCUGAUAUCUCAUCUAUCAAGGUUUUGACAGGCGACACACGUUAUCACAAUCUUUUAAAGAAAUUCCCAGAAAUAACACGCCCUUCAGGCACGCUGGUGGUUCCAAGGCACAAUACGGUACACUACAUAAGGACUACACCAGGACCUCCCAUAUCAUGUACACCCCGUAGGCUGGCACCUGAUAAACUUAAAAUCGCCAAACAGGAAUUUGAGCUUAUGAUUAAUAAUGGCACCGCACGUCCUUCUAGAAGUCCCUGGGCCUCACCCUUGCAUCUCGCGCCUAAGAAAAAUAACGGCUGGCGCCCUUGUGGCGAUUAUCGAAUGUUUAAUACACGGACUAUUCCAGAUCGUUAUCCUAUUAGGCACAUACACGAUUUUUCCCACAGCAUCGCUGGUUGUACGGUCUUCUCCACCAUCGAUUUAAUGAAGGCGUACAACCAAAUCCCAGUUUUUGAGGAGGAUAUACAAAAGACCGCUAUUACUACACCCUUUGGGUUGUUUGAAUUUCCCUUUAUGAACUUCGGCCUGAGGAACGGGAGCCAAACCUUCCAGAGAUUUGUUGACGAGAUGACGCGAGGUCUUGAGUUUUGUUAUGCCUACUUGGAUGAUUUUUUGGUCUUCUCCAAGGACGAAACAGAACACGAAGCCCACCUUCAUCAACUUUUCACUCCCAUGAAGGAAUAUGGCGUUCUUGUCAACACAUCGAAAUGCGUCUUCGGCGCAAACGAGGUAACAUUUUUAGGUUAUCAAAUUUCUGCAUCUGGCACCAAACCUCUUGAAUCCAAGGUCGAAGCCAUAAAGAACUUUCCCGUGCCUAAAACGGUAAGGCAGCUUAGACGAUUCCUAGGAAUGCUCAAUUUUUACAGACGCUUCCUACCUCAGUCAGCUUCAAUUCAAGCCCCUUUGAAUGCACUUCUUGCCGGCUCUGUUAAGGCGUCUCAUCCAGUGAAUCUGACUGGUGACGCACUUUUAGCUUUUAACAGGUGCAAGCAAAGCCUUGCUGAUGCUGCAUUACUCGCACACCCGGAUUGUCGGGCAGAACUGGCGCUAGUAACAGACGCGUCCGACCUGGCAAUGGGUGCAGUUUUGCAGCAAUUAAAAGGUGGGGAAUGGCAACCGUUAGCAUUCUUCUCGCGGAAGUUGAGUCCCUCUCAACAAAAAUAUUCGCCUUACGACCGCGAGCUCUUAGCAAUAUACGAAAGCAUCAAAUACUUUCGUCAUAUGCUAGAGGCUAGACAUUUCGUGGUGUUUACCGACCAUAAGCCGCUCAGUUAUGCUUUCAACGAAAGGAAAGCUAAUUGUUCGCCUCGGCAAUAUCGUCACCUUAAUUAUAUCUCGCAGUUUACGACCGACAUUAGACAUAUAUCGGGAAAAGACAAUGUCGUCGCUGACCCACUGUCACGUGUCGAAGAACUGCAGAUACCUAUCGACUUAGACGUGCUUGCUUCGUCUCAAGCAUCUGAUCGAGAGCUGACUCAACUGCUGGGAGGUGAAUCUUCACUCCGCCUGGAAAAGUUGAGAAUUCCAAACUCUCAACUGCAACUUUAUUGUGACGUCAGCAAGUCUACACCUAGGCCUUUUGUUACCAAGCCGUUGAGGAGACAACUCUUUGACAGUCUUCACAGCUUAAGCCAUCCAGGCGCCAAUGCUAGUGCUAAAUUAGUAGCAGAGCGGUUUGUCUGGCCUGGCGUUCGUAAAGACUGUCGUGAGUGGUCUCGACAAUGCUUGGCGUGUCAGCGCGCUAAGGUUCAUCGUCACAUUUCGUCACCAUUAGGCACGUUUGAUCUACCCCGCGCCCGAUUUACUUUCGUUCACGUGGACAUUAUUGGCCCCUUCCCUGUUUCUCAGGGGUACCGCUAUUGCUUGACUGCGGUGGAUCGUUUCACACGAUGGCCCGAAGUAAUACCAAUGGCAGACAUAACAGUCGAGACAGUUGGAAAGGCAUUAAUAUCAUGGAUAUCCAGAUUUGGAUGCCCAACCGAUAUUGUCACUGAUCGUGGUCGACAGUUUGAAUCGUCACUUUUCCAGUACCUUGGAAAGAUGAUUGGAUUCAAGCAUCGUAGAACAGCCGCGUAUCAUCCACCUUGCAACGGCCUAGUGGAACGAUUCCACCGUCAGUUAAAGGCAGCCAUAAUGUGCCACGCUGAUAGCAAUUGGGUAGACACGUUGCCUCUGAUACUAUUGGGCAUUAGGAGCUCAUUUAAGGAGGACCUUCGAACAUCAUCGACCGAAUUAGUUUACGGCGAAUCUUUACGUUUACCAGGCGAAUUCUUCCAAGCCGCAGCUCCCGGCUCAAUAGAUAUAUCGGACUUUACCACCUAA
Messenger RNA from Parnassius mnemosyne (clouded apollo), 2697 nucleotides. Lineage: Eukaryota; Metazoa; Arthropoda; Insecta; Lepidoptera; Papilionidae. The record is from the annotation of a GenBank genome assembly.